This is a messenger RNA of Fusarium pseudograminearum CS3096, 237 nucleotides long. RefSeq lists its product as uncharacterized. The transcript has 3 exons. The record is from RefSeq and is a predicted model, not a curated record. Lineage: Eukaryota; Fungi; Ascomycota; Sordariomycetes; Hypocreales; Nectriaceae. The coding region runs from base 1 to 237 and encodes 78 amino acids.
AUGCCCGAUAACUAUGAAACUAAAGGCUCCGGUACCAACAGCCAGGGAAACCACUACUGCGCCCGUGACUACGGUUCAAGCGCCUCCAACUCAAACUCAUACCACUACUCCAACACGGACGGCUCUUACUACUACUCUAACCCCAAUGGAAGCACCUACCACAAUGAUGGGCAGGGUAGCUCAACCUACACAGCACCCAGCGGUGACUCUUACUCAUCCAGCUCUGGAAAGAAGUAA